Molecule: messenger RNA, 836 nt
Organism: Trifolium pratense (red clover)
Lineage: Eukaryota; Viridiplantae; Streptophyta; Magnoliopsida; Fabales; Fabaceae
Product: protein SPIRAL1-like 2
Exons: 3
Coding region: 146-550 (134 amino acids)
Biological process (GO): cortical microtubule organization
Cellular component (GO): cortical microtubule, transverse to long axis
Source: RefSeq, a predicted model, not a curated record
GUCUAUUAUAUUUUCAAAAAUAAUUGGCUCGUUAGUGAAUAUAUAUACUUUUAAGAUAACUGUUGCAUAGUGUGGUUCACUUCUCAAGUCACCGACUUCGUUGCUCAAGGAAGGUUUUGCCACGCGAGCUUGAACUCGGCAGGAAAUGGGUCGUGGAGUCAGCAGUGGUGGCGGUCAGAGUUCCUUGGGUUAUCUCUUCGGUACUGGAGAGACUACCAACAACAAUGUUCAACGUGCAAAUAAUCAAGGCGAACCUUUAAGUGGCGGCAGGCGUAUGCAAAAUGCUAGUGUUGCUUCACCAGCUGUUGCUGCUUCACCAACUAGUGUUGCUUCACCAGUUGGCGUUGCUUCACCAGCUAGGGUUGCUUCACCAAUCGAUAAGGACAUUCCAGCUGGAAUUCCUGGGUGUCUCAAGAACAAUUACCAUCGUGCCGAUGGACAAAACUGUGGCAACUUCCUCACUGAUCGACCAUCAACCAAAGUCCAUGCUGCCCCCGGUGGCGGAUCAUCCUUAGAUUAUCUCUUUGGCGGUCCCCCAAGUAGUAACUAAUUCAUCAGUGGGACUGUAAAGAAUGCUUUUCAUUCAAACCUACAUUGUGUAAAGUAGCUGAUUGUGUUAUUGCUUUGUGUUUAAACCAAUGAAGUUGUUUCUCUUGCAAGUUAACUUUUGACAGUGUUGGAGUGUCUUAAUGGAACUAAUCUGAUUUAUAGACCCUUUGUUCUGUGCUAUUGUGUUGUAUGAAUUUUUAUUGUAUGUUUGAGCUUUAUUGACUCAGAAUUAUUCUUUUAUAUUUAUUUGUGUGUUAAUAAUACUCAUAAUGUUGCUUCUAUUCUAA